AUGCCAAAGGACAUUCGACAGCCAGCGAAGGAGGGAAAGAGAGGAAGCAAUGGAGAGCCUUUGCCGGAAUCACUGCCUUCUGCCCCAGGUACCCUUCCCCAUUUCCAGAUGGAGCCUGAAGAUGCCUACAUCAUUAAAAGCAAUCCCAUCAUUUUACACUGCCGGGCUAUACCUGCAAUUCAGAUCUACUUCAAAUGUAAUGGAGAGUGGGUGCAUCAGAACGACCACUGGUUUGAAGAGAGUGUGGAUGAAAGCACAGGUUUAAAGGCUCUGGAGGUCUUCAUCAAUGUCACCAGGCAACAGGUGGAAGAUUACCAUGGCUCAGAAGACUACUGGUGUCAAUGUGUGGCUUGGAGCAGUCUAGGCACCUCCAAAAGCAGAAGGGCCUCUGUCCGUAUAGCCUACUUGAGGAAAAAUUUUGAGCAAGAUCCACAAGGAGAAGAAGUCCCCAUUGAAGGAAUGAUUGUUUUGCAUUGCCGUCCCCCAGAGGGAGUACCCAUGGCUGAGGUUGAGUGGCUAAAGAAUGAAGAGCCAAUCGACUCCCUGCAGGAUGAAAAUAUUGACACCAGGGCGGAUCACAACCUGAUCAUACGACAUGCACGGCUCUCCGACUCGGGAAACUACACGUGUAUGGCUACCAAUAUUGUGGCUAAGAGACGGAGUGCGUCAGCCACUGUGGUGGUGUAUGUGAAUGGAGGUUGGUCUUCCUGGUUAGAAUGGUCAUCGUGCAGUGUAAGCUGUGGUCGUGGAGUGCAGAAACGUUCUAGGACUUGCACCAACCCAACUCCUUUAAAUGGUGGAGCUUUCUGUGUUGGUUCCUCAAUGCAGAAGGUCAGCUGCUCAGUCCAGUGCCCAGUGGAAGGAAUGUGGAAGGAGUGGAGUGAGUGGUCUAUCUGUAGCCUUGAGUGUGAACACCAACGUGAAAGAGAGUGCACAAUGCCACCAACAGCAAAUGGAGGAAAACCCUGUGAAGGCCUGAGCCAGGAGUCUGAAAACUGCACAGAUGGCCUGUGUAUUCAAGAGAAAAAACCUCUACAUGAAAUUAACCCUGAAAGCGCUGAGAGUGCCAGUGACAUUGCUCUGUACUCCGGUCUGGGAGCAGCCAUCAUUGCUGUGGCCGUGCUGGUGGUGGGAAUUACGUUAUAUAGAAGGAGCCAGAGCGAGUAUGGCGUGGAUGUUAUUGAUUCGUCUGCCCUGACAGGAGGCUUUCAGACUUUCAAUUUCAAAACUGUCCGACAAGGUAACUCUCUUUUAUUGAACUCUUCACUGCAGCCUGAUUUAACAGUGAGCAGAACAUACAGUGGUCCGAUUUGUUUCCAGGACCCAAUGGACAAAGAGCUAAUGACUGAGUCUUCAAUCUUUAACCCCCUAACAGACAUCAAGGUCAAAGUGCAAAGUUCAUUUAUGGUGUCACUGGGGGUGACAGAGAGGCCUGAGUUCCACAGCAAGACCCUCUCGGGAACCUUUCCCCAUGGGAACAACAGGUGCUUUGGAACAUUACACAAUAGGAACAAAAACCCCUACAUUCAAAACCUAUCAUCAGUUUCAUCCAAGCCAGAGAUGAGAGUCUGUGGAAUUUUUGGCCAUCAAGGAGGGAGGCUGGUGAUGCCAAAUACAGGGGUGAGCCUGUUGAUCCCGCAUGAGGCGAUUGCAGAAGACAACUCAUGGGAAAUCUAUCUGUCAGUCAAUCAAGGGGAACCAAGCUUGCAGCUGGAAGGAUCAGAGGUUCUCUUGGGACCUGAGGUCACCUGUGGACCACUUGAUAUGACCUUCCCUACUCCCGUGGCCUUAACCAUCCCACACUGCGCUGAUGUCAGCUGUGACUGGAAUGUCCGACUGAAGAGAAGAAACCAACAGGGAAAAUUGGAGGAAGUGAUGUGUACAGAUGAUGAAACCACUUCAUUUUAUUGCCUUUUGGAUCCCUUUGCUUGCCAUAUAUUAAUGGACAGUUUUGGCACUUAUGCUUUGGUUGGGGAACCACUCACAGACUGUGCAGUGAAGGAGCUUAAAGUGGCAGUGUUUGGAUGUAUGUCCUGCAACUCCUUAGACUACAACCUGAGAGUUUACUGUAUGGACAAUACUCCAUGUGCAUUUCAGGAAGUACUUGCCGAUGAGCGACAUCAAGGUGGUCAGCUCCUGGAAGAACCAAAGUUGCUUCAUUUCAAGGGGAAUACCUUCAGCAUCCAGAUUUCAGUUCUCGACAUCCCUCCUUUCCUCUGGAGGAUCAAACCAUUUACUGCAUGUCAGGAAGUCCCCUUUUCCCGUGUCUGGUGCAGUAACCAGCAGCCACUGCACUGUGCCUUUUCCCUGGAGCGAUAUACGCCAGCCACCACUCAGCUGUCCUGCAAGAUCUGUGUCAGACAGGUCAAAGGCCAUGAACUGAUUCUUCAGAUUCAAACAUCCAUCCUGGAGAAUGAGCGGGAGACCAUAGCUUUCUUUGCACCUGAGGAAACUAAUUUCCUGGCACACACUGGUCCAAAGGCCUUCAAAAUUCCACACUCCAUCAGGCAGAGGAUAUGUGCAACGUUUGACACACCUAACUCCAAAGGAAAGGACUGGCAGCUGUUAGCACAGAAGCUCUCUAUAAACAGGAAUCUGUGCUACUUUGCAACAAAGAGCAGUCCAUCUGCUGUCAUCCUGGACCUGUGGGAAGCACGGCACCCGUAUGACGGAAGUUUGGAUUCUUUGGCCUGUGCACUUGAGGAAAUAGGGAGGACACAAACCAAACUCUCACUGGUUUCAGAAACUCACACAGAGGAUCCAGACUUUACCUACAGCAGACAGAAUGGACUUUGAGAAGACAUGUUUGUCCAGGUCAGUUCUGGAUAUAUUCCAGUCAGUUUUUGGAAAGACAAAGAAGAAAACAGG
Messenger RNA from Nanorana parkeri, 2868 nucleotides. It is a transcript of the gene UNC5D, whose product is annotated as unc-5 netrin receptor D. The coding region runs from base 1 to 2796 and encodes 931 amino acids. Gene Ontology annotation, molecular function: netrin receptor activity; protein binding. Gene Ontology annotation, cellular component: membrane. NCBI's taxonomy places the organism in Eukaryota, Metazoa, Chordata, Amphibia, Anura, Dicroglossidae. Gene Ontology annotation, biological process: netrin-activated signaling pathway. The record is from RefSeq and is a predicted model, not a curated record. The transcript is spliced from 17 exons.